Rhododendron vialii is the source of this 1035-nucleotide messenger RNA. Its product is annotated as F-box protein At2g27310-like. Gene Ontology annotation, molecular function: protein binding. The transcript has a single exon. The coding region runs from base 1 to 1035 and encodes 344 amino acids. The record is from RefSeq and is a predicted model, not a curated record. NCBI's taxonomy places the organism in Eukaryota, Viridiplantae, Streptophyta, Magnoliopsida, Ericales, Ericaceae.
AUGGAGAAAGAAAUGGGUGGGGACGAUACUCCAACCAGCCCCGCCCCCGGCGAUGCCACGACGAUCUCCGCCGUCCACCCCGACAUCCUCCAGACCCACAUCCUCACCCGACUGGACGGCCCAACACUCGCCUCCGCCGCCUGCGCAUCGUCCCAACUCCACGCCCUCUCCACCCAAGAAACCCUCUGGCAACAAAUCUGCCACCGCACCUGGCCCUCCACCACCGACCCACGCGUCCGCCGCCUCAUCUCUUCCUUCCCCUCCGGCCACCGCUCCUUCUACUCCGACUCAUUCCAAUAUCUCGACGGCCACCGCCGGUCAAGACCCAGUCGCCGUCCGCCGCCAGCCUACAUAAUCUCCGCAGUCGACAUACGCUACCAAAACCAACUAAUACUUUCCAAGGUCCACGUGGCGGAAACCGAGUCGGACCCAUCGCUGCCGUUCCGGGUCGAUUUGCUCGGCCCGAAGGAGGCCGCGCCAAUGCCGGUGAAUUUGGACAUCAGGGAGGACAAGUGCCUCUCUAAUCUCGAAGAGAACUUGACUCUCAGCUGGAUCCUGAUCGACCCCACCCAAACCCGGGCGGCGGACGUGUCGAGCUGGCGGCCCGUCUUGGUCAGGCGGAACUGGUUGACCAACGACGUGGAGCUCCGCUACGCGACGGUUCUCUCCGGCGGGGAGCUGGUGCAGUGUUUGGUGGCGGUCACGUGCGGGGGAGGGGGGACUGGGUUGGCGGUGGGUGAGGUGAGGUUAGACGGGGAGGAUAUGCAAAGGAAGAAGUUGGGGUGGAAGAGUUUGGGGGCGGCCGUGGAGGGUGGGAGGAAGAGGAGAGAGGGGAAGGGGGAGGAGAGAGUGAGGUACGAGGGGUGGUGGAGGGAGGAGAGAGAGAGGAGACGGAGGAAGCGGAGGAGAGAGAACAGGCGAGAUACGGUGUUGUUUGCCACCACUGUAGUCAUUCUAUUGUCUGUUUUGGUGUCUCUUUUGCUGUUUGUUGGGAUUAAAUUCUUGCAGUUACUGGUUUCACCGUUCAAUGGGUAA